Messenger RNA from Vigna angularis (adzuki bean), 1627 nucleotides. RefSeq lists its product as uncharacterized. The transcript has 13 exons. NCBI's taxonomy places the organism in Eukaryota, Viridiplantae, Streptophyta, Magnoliopsida, Fabales, Fabaceae. The coding region runs from base 278 to 1393 and encodes 371 amino acids. The record is from RefSeq and is a predicted model, not a curated record. Gene Ontology annotation, molecular function: kinase activity.
CAAAGGGAUGAAAUUCAGAAAAUCAAACCCUUACAAAGGGUAACGUCGAUUUUUCAGAAGUCAAUCUUAGCAGGACCUAUACCAAACCAAAAUCCUUAAUAGUGACAACGAUUUCACAGUCAAAAAUUAAAAACCCUUUUCCUAUUGUUUUCACUAUCUGCUCUCUUCAUCUUCACAUACACCUUCUACUUUUCCUCACCAUUUGCCACUCUUUUGCUACCAUCAUUACAAGGUUUGUCUGGCUGAAGAACAGAAACUAAACUUUGGAACCCAAAUAAUGUCUUCUGAUUCUGUUCUUCCUCUCCUUGAAACCCCCAUCAUUGUGGGGUUUGGUGGGGUUGGGGUGGAUUUUCUGGCAGUAGUGCCAGUUUUUCCUAAACCUGAUGCCAAGAUCAGAACCACUGAAUUCAAGGUCCAAGGUGGUGGAAACACUGGAAAUACUAUGACAUGUGCUGCCCGUUUGGGCUUAAAGCCAAGAAUAAUUUCUAAGGUUUCAAAUGAUGCUCCGGGUAAGAGUAUGAUGGAGGAACUAGAGGCUGAAGGGGUGGAUACCUCUUUUUUAGUGGUCUCGGAGGAAGGGACUUCACCCUUUAGCUACAUCAUUGUUGACAGCCAAACGAAAACAAGGACAUGUAUAUUCACCCCAGGAUACCCUCCAAUGGUUCCAGCUGAUCUUCCAAAAGCCAAUUUGUUGUCUGCACUGGAUGGAGCAAGAGUGGUCUAUUUUGAUGCAAGGAUGACUGACAGUGCUCUUGUCAUUGCUCAAGAGGCAUUUCGCCAGAAUAUAUCUAUCUUGAUUGAUGCUGAAAGGCCUAGGGAAGGGUUGAACGACCUCCUUGGAUUGGCUGAUUAUGUUGUAUGUUCUGAAAAUUUUCCAAAGGCCUGGACAGAGGCAUCAUCUAUUCCAAGAGCACUACUUUCAAUUAUUUUAAGGUUGCCAAGACUUAAAUUUGCAAUUGUAACUUUGGGAAAAGAAGGCUGCAUAAUGCUUGAGAAGUGUGUAGAUGAUGAGAGUUCUCAUGUAGAAGAGAUGGAUGUUGACACCUGUUUAACAUCAUUAACAAAAACAAAGGACGAUAGCACAGCCAUGCCAACCUGCAUAGCCUCGCCAGUUACAAAAUUAAUAGCUGAAGGGAUAGGAUCUGUGUGUGGGAGGUUAUAUUUUGGGACAACUGAAAAGAUUCCACCAUCAGAGCUUAUUGAUACAACAGGUGCCGGGGAUGCAUUUACAGGAGCUGUUUUAUAUGCGAUCUGUGCCAACUUGCCACCAAAAAAAAUGUUGCCUUUUGCUUCUUAUGUGGCAGCUGCCAAAUGUAGAGCCCUUGGAGCUCGUGCUGGCCUUCCAUACCGCACCAAUCCAUACCUGACAUCUUUUACUGAGAGUAUAGUAUAGAGUCCUAAACAGUUCAUCUAAAUCCUAGAUUAAUCAUGCAAGAAACAAGGCUUCAGUGUAGGAAUUUUUCUGCUGUCUUCCAGUUUAUAAUUAAUCAUGCAGCUCAAAUGUUUGUGUUUGUAUGUCUUAGUGUAGCUAAUUGUAACUUAAAUUGUAUAGAUGUUGAUAAAAAUGUGUGUCAAGUUCCAAGUUACUAAGAUCUACUUUUUGCAAUAAAGUGUAUUUCUCUAUCAA